CAGAGGGCGCUGACGUCACUUUUGCGUUAUGUUUUUGGUGUAGGGUGCUAAAAGCGUCAAGGGCCAUCGAAAAUUUGUGAAAAACCAUUAUUUCCUCUGGUAUUUUGGAAGCAGCAACAACCCCAUCUGAAAACCCAAUGAUUAGAGCCGACAAUGGCUGAUGAACAGGAAGUCAGACAGCUAGAGCUUCUUUGCAAGCAAUUAUAUGAGUCUCAAGAUAGUUCUAUACGCACAGAAGCCGAAAAAGCUCUUGUUGUAUUUCAAGAAAGUCCAGAUGCUUUGACAAAAUGUCAAGUUUUGCUAGACAGAGGAGACUCUGCCUAUGCCCAACUAUUAGCGGCCACAACUCUUACAAAAUUAGUUUCGAGGAGUGCCCAAGGUCUAAGUCUCCAGCAAAGAGUAGACAUAAGAAAUUAUGUCUUGAACUAUUUGGCUACCAGACCCAAAUUGCCAACCUUCGUGGUACAAGCUCUAGUCACUCUUUUUGCUAGAAUCACCAAACUGAGUUGGUUCGAUAUGUACAAGGAUGACUAUUUAUUUCGUAAUGUGGUCAAUGAUGUUAGCAAAUUUUUGCAGGGAUCAGUGGAACAUUGCAUGAUUGGCGUGCAGCUCCUCUCUCAGCUGACUUGUGAAAUGAAUCAAUUGUCUGAUAUUGAAGCCAACCGAUCUUUAACUAAACACCGUAAAAUCGCGUCGUCUUUCCGUGAUAUGCAAUUGUUUGUAAUUUUCAGGCUUUCGUGCAGUCUACUCAGUACCGCACGAGAAAACUGUAAAAAUCUCAACUUCAGCGACGAGAACCAGCACGGAUUGAUGACCCAGCUCCUACGGCUGGCACAGAACUGUUUAACGUUUGAUUUUAUCGGCACUUCAACGGACGAGUCGUCGGACGAUUUGUGCACGGUACAGAUCCCGACCAGUUGGAGACCGGCUUUUUUGGACUUUACCACACUGAAAUUAUUUUUCGAUUUGUACCAUUCUCUGCCAAACACUCUCUCAAGUUACGCUCUUACUUGUUUGGUGCAAAUUGCUUCUGUCCGAAGAUCGCUUUUUAGUAACACCGAAAGAGCGAAUUUCUUAACACAUCUAGUCAACGGAGUAAAGCAAAUCUUGCAAAACUCCCAAGGUUUAAGUGAUUCCGCAAACUAUCACGAAUUUUGCCGUUUACUGGCUCGUCUUAAGAGUAACUAUCAAUUAGGCGAGCUGGUCAUGGUGGAAAACUAUCCGGAAGCAAUACAACUGAUCGCAAAGUUUACUGUUCAAAGUUUACAAAUGUGGCAAUUUGCCCCAAACAGCGUCCAUUACCUGUUGUCGUUGUGGCAAAGGAUGGUGGCCUCUGUUCCUUACGUUAAAGCAACCGAACCUCACUUGUUGGAAACGUACUCGCCGGAAGUGACGAGCGCUUACAUCACCUCCCGCUUAGAAUCGGCCGCGGUCGUAGCAAGGGAGGGUCUAGAAGACCCACUGGAUGAUUUGGGAAUGGUCCAGCAGCAAUUAGAGCAAUUAUCUGUGAUCGGCCGUUGUGACUAUGGUAAAACGUGCACGUUAUUGGUGCAAUUAUUCGACAGAGCCGCGGCGACUUAUCAGGAACUGUUAACGUCGGGUAAUGCCCAAUCGGUGGAGAUUGCGGUGCACGAGGGUCAGCUCACUUGGCUGGUGUAUAUUAUUGGUUCGGCGAUAGGCGGUAGAGUGUCCUUUAAUUCUAAUGAGGAGCACGACACCAUGGACGGAGAGUUGGUCUGUCGCGUUUUGCAACUGAUGAAUUUGACUGAUAAUAGAUUAGGUCAAGGAGGCUGUGAAAAGUUAGAACUGGCGAUGCUGAGUUUCUUCGAACAGUUUAGGAAAAUAUACGUGGGCGAUCAAGUGCAGAAAAACUCGAAAGUGUACAGGAGACUCUCGGAAGUUUUAGGAUUAAGUGAUGAGGCGACCGUUCUCAGUGUAUUUAUUAGGAAAAUUAUAACAAAUUUAAAAUAUUGGGGACGCAGUGAAAUGAUUAUAAGUAAGACAUUGCAGCUAUUAAAUGAUCUGUCUGUCGGAUAUAGCUGUGUUAGAAAGUUAGUCAAGCUAGAUGAGGUCCAGUUCAUGCUUAACAACCAUACCAGUGAGCACUUUCCAUUUUUAGGCAAUUCAGUUUCUGUGAAUGAGAUGAGAUGUCGCUCAAUGUUUUAUACGUCAUUAGGAAGGUUACUUAUGGUUGAUUUGGGUGAAGAUGAAGAUAGAUUUCAUAAUUUUAUGUUGCCAUUAACAGCUGCAUUCGAGAGAAUAGUCCAAUUACUAGCUGCCUCUGAUUCCCCAAUGUUUGCCAGUGAUGAAGCCAAAAAAGCCAUUAUAGGUUUAUCCAGGGAUUUAAGGGGUUUGGCUUAUGCCUUUAACACUAAGAUCUCAUACAUGAUGUUAUUUGAUUGGCUGUAUCCUUUUCUAUAUUUAAUAUUUCUGUAUUAUGAAUUAUUUGAUAGCGAUUUCCUUAACAAAAUAUGUAGGUAUCCGAAUUACACGCCGAUCUUAUUGAGAUCUGUGGAGCUGUGGUACCACGAUCCCCAAGUGACUACGCCGGUUUUAAAAUUAUUCGCAGAAUUAGUGCAAAAUCGAUCGCAGAGGUUACAGUUCGACGUCUCCUCGCCAAACGGUAUCUUACUGUUCAGGGAGGCUAGUAAAAUUAUUUAUAAUUAUGGUACACGUAUUUUGAACGUAGAAGUAACCAAAGAACAAAUGUACCCAAUGAAACUCAAAGGCAUUUCCGUAUGUUUCUCAAUGCUAAAAGCGGCCUUAUGCGGCAGCUACGUCAAUUUCGGGGUGUUCCGUUUGUACGGCGAUGAAGCUUUAGAUAACGCUUUAAACGUUUUCGUCAAAUUGCUGUUAUCGAUACCGCAAAGCGAUCUUCUGGAUUAUCCCAAACUGUCGCAAACAUACUAUGUGCUAUUAGAAUGUUUAUCGCAAGACCACAUGAGUUUUCUCGCCACACUGGAACCGCAAGUUUUCUUGUACAUUUUAUCGUCAAUAUCAGAGGGACUGACGGCCUUAGAUACGAUGGUGUGUACGGGCUGUUGUGCCACUUUGGACCAUAUUGUGACCUAUUUGUUUAAACAGUUGACACAAAAAGCUUAUCCAGGUAAAAAAACGACACUUCCUCAAGGUGGCGGAGACAUGUUCCUAAAAAUCCUCGAAAUGCAUCCGGAGAUCCUACAACAGAUCUUGAGCACCGUUUUGAACGUUAUCAUGUUCGAGGACUGCAGGAAUCAGUGGUCCAUGUCCAGGCCGUUGUUGGGCCUUAUUUUAUUAAACGAGGACUAUUUCGCACAGAUGCGUGAGAGUAUUAUAAGGAGCCAGCCGCCAGAUAAACAAGCAGACAUGGCACGUUGGUUCGAAAAUCUUAUGGACGGAAUAGAAAGGAAUUUAUUAACAAAAAAUAGGGACCGGUUUACUCAGAACUUGUCGAUGUUCCGGAGAGACAUCACCGAAUCGCUAAAAGGUCCGAACGUCAAUUCGACGACAUCGGUUAACGACAUGAUGACGUCAUAGUUCUUGUAAACGGACCUUGUUUAUUGUUUUUCCUUGUAUAAAGUGAAGUAUAAAAGUGAGGUGUACACAUGGGUAAUAAAUGCAGAUUUGUUAAUAGGCA
Molecule: messenger RNA, 3616 nt
Organism: Anthonomus grandis grandis
Lineage: Eukaryota; Metazoa; Arthropoda; Insecta; Coleoptera; Curculionidae
Gene: Ranbp16
Product: exportin-7
Exons: 18
Coding region: 154-3516 (1120 amino acids)
Biological process (GO): protein export from nucleus
Cellular component (GO): nuclear pore; cytoplasm
Molecular function (GO): nuclear export signal receptor activity; small GTPase binding
Source: RefSeq, a predicted model, not a curated record